Messenger RNA from Pangasianodon hypophthalmus (striped catfish), 5117 nucleotides. It is a transcript of the gene tbx4, whose product is annotated as T-box transcription factor 4. Gene Ontology annotation, cellular component: nucleus. Gene Ontology annotation, molecular function: RNA polymerase II cis-regulatory region sequence-specific DNA binding; DNA-binding transcription factor activity, RNA polymerase II-specific. The record is from RefSeq and is a predicted model, not a curated record. Gene Ontology annotation, biological process: cell fate specification; regulation of transcription by RNA polymerase II; angiogenesis. Bases 697 to 2352 code for a protein of 551 amino acids. The transcript has 9 exons. NCBI's taxonomy places the organism in Eukaryota, Metazoa, Chordata, Actinopteri, Siluriformes, Pangasiidae.
CACUUUAAUAGAUUGUAUCUAUCUGGAUAACUCUUUAACAGGUUUAAUACCUCAGGACUUUAGACUAAGCUUUGACUUUACACUGAAACACUCCAACACUCUGUAGCCUCUAAUCAUCUGUUUAUCUGAAGUUGUGCUGUUGAUUUUGCCAUUGACCAUCAACAGCUGAGAUGGGGGAGGAGAUAAGGCUCCAUGUCUUGCGCCUCGACUGAUAACUUGCUUUCUGCAGAAGAGGAAUAAUGGCCGGUGUUGUGGUUGCUGGAGUCAGAGGAACAGUUUGAGGGCCGCUUAUAGGUGUUAUUAUCGAGUGCGACGUCAGCGAUGAGACAUGAGAGGGAGGGGGAGAGCGCGUGAGAGAGCCCUGUAAUUCACCCCUACUGUCUUAACAAAUCAAGCUGUUCAGCAUAGUCCCCUUUGUGUAUUCUCAAGAAAACUUGUGCAGUGAGCUCUGCUCAAAGCCACCAGUGCAUCUGCUGCUGAGCUGAGAGGUUUCAUUUCGCGGAAUAUCGGUGUGCUUUGGUGAACUGAGCGUUUGCGCGAGAACCGUUACAUUGCCUUGACGCAGGAGAUGCUGAGCAGACAGCGCGCGCACUAACCGGGACGUAACUUCCUGCCGACUCGCACCGAGGACUCGCUCCUGCUUUCUGGAAGGAGAUGGAGGAGGAAUUCAGCACGUAAUAGCCGAGUUAAUGAGAGAUGCUCCAAGAAAAAGCCUCAGCUGUGGCUGAUGAAGGUGUGACUGUGGCACAGUCGGGUGAGCUUGCUGAGCUUGCUACUGACUCCUCACAUCUGGGCUUACCUGUGGCCCCGAGCAUCCACCACAACAAUGAAGUCGACCAGAACAUCGAGAACAUCAAAGUAGUUCUUCAUGAGAGGGAACUUUGGAAAAGGUUCCACGAAGCAGGAACAGAGAUGAUCAUCACUAAAGCAGGCAGGCGGAUGUUCCCCAGCUACAAAGUAAAAGUCACAGGGAUGAAUCCAAAAACAAAGUACAUCCUACUAAUCGACAUUGUUCCAGCUGAUGAUCAUCGUUACAAGUUCUGCGAUAACAAGUGGAUGGUGGCUGGAAAAGCAGAGCCGGCCAUGCCCGGGCGGCUCUACGUCCACCCUGACUCUCCUGCAACAGGAGCUCACUGGAUGAGGCAGCUGGUCUCGUUUCAGAAGCUAAAAUUAACAAAUAACCACCUGGACCCUUUUGGACAUAUCAUCCUGAACUCUAUGCAUAAAUACCAGCCCAGGUUGCACAUCGUCAAAGCAGAUGAGAACAACGCCUUUGGUUCUAAGAACACGGCCUACUGCACCCAUGUGUUUCAUGAGACCUCAUUUAUCUCUGUGACAUCAUAUCAAAACCAUAAGAUUACCCAGUUAAAGAUCGAGAACAAUCCCUUUGCCAAAGGUUUUCGUGGUAGUGAUGAAGGAGACCUUCGAGUGUCCAGACUCCAAGGGAAAGACUACCCAGUGAUUUCCAAAAACAUGGCACGGCAACGGCUCAUCACAUCACACACCCAUCUGGCUGGCAAGUUAAGUGCAGGGGUACUGAGUGGUCACCCGCAGGUCCACUCUCAUUAUCAGUAUGAUAGUGGGGUCGCUCUGUCCAGUUCUGACCCACAGGAGCAUCUAUCCAACCCAUUUCCUCCUGGCAGAGAAUCCAGUCUGCUUUACCAUUGCUUCAAGCAUAGAGAGAACAACAGGCAUUUGGAGCUGGGCUGCAAGCGGCCCUACCUUGACACGGCACCCUCAGCUGUUUCAGAGGAGCACUACUUCCGCUCCCCUUCUUCCUACGAGCCCUCUUUACUGUCUCACCCCUACUGUGGUGAAGCAUUGGGCUCUAGAGAGGCCUGUAUGUAUGGAGGUAUGGAUGGUGAGGCAGGAGCUGUAGGUGUAGCUAAUACUGAGGACAUGCCUCCACCCUCCCUGAACUGCAACAUGUGGGCAUCAGUCCAGCCCUAUCCUCGAUAUGGUAUGCAGACUGUUGAAGCUGUACCCUACCAGUCCUUCAGUGCUCACUUAACAAGCACAGCCACCACUGCAUCCAUCGUCUCUCAUCACUCAGCAUCUAUGCAACGACCACAGCCUGCACCUCAGGUUCCAGACCUGGUGUCUUUUGGUACACAGCGGGCUUUGCCACCAGUACCGUCUUCCUCUUCCUCCUCUUCCUCGUCCCCUUCUGGUGCUUCCUCAUGUGACAGAUCAGCCCAUCUGCCGCUGUACCACAGGAAGCCUGGGUCACCUCUGAGAGUCCACAGGGAUUUCUCAGCCUACCCAACCCAAAGCCAUGCAUCAUCGAGAGAGCCGGUGUACCAGUAUCAGAUGGGCCUCAACAGCAUAGGGUCCCACUGGACUGACAGCUAAGACAAGAGGCAUAAUACCACUGUAUUGUUUAGUCUGAUGUUUGUGUCACCUUAGAGUCACACACUGCCUCUAAGAACCCCAAAGAGAUUAUUUUUCUAUACAGCCAUAUUUCCAAAUUGCCAAGUUAAUAUGCAAGUAUCAUACUGAUAUAGUAAGUGCAGAAUAUGUAAAUAUACAGCAAUGUUCAAAAGUUUGGAGACACCAGUCAUACUUUAUUUUAAAAUCAUUAUUUCAUUCCCCAUAAACUCAUACAAUCUAGCUCUAAAUAAUAUAAUCUAGACAAUAAGAUGGUUUGCUUCAUUUUUAAAGUAUUUGGGGAAAAAACAUUAUUAUUAAAUGAUUAGUAAUAUACAGAAAUUAUACUGUAUAUGUGUAACAGUUUCUCCAUAAAGCCUGCCUUUGGAUUUGAUCUCCAUUGUUCAAAUAUAUGGCAUUCUGGAUUUUAAUUUUGUUAUAAUAUAUAUCGAUGCCAUACAGUUGUAGAUUAUGCUGAUACAUCAGUAAAUGAUCAUAUCUUGGUUUACAGCUUGUGGCAAAUGAUUUGAAACCUAUGAAGGUGCAUAUGGCUAGCUUCACUUUACAGUAACAUUAUCUACAGUAUAUGGACCUACAACAAAAUGGAUUUUAUAUUAUUUAAAAUACUGAGUUAAAACUUUGAGUGGUAAAUCCACACUUUUGAAGAGUAAUGUAUAGAACGCAUAAAGCAUUAAUUUGCUCUAUCAAUGUCAUAUUUAUUUGUGUAUGGUGUAUGUUUAUAGUUGUGCUUGCAAUUACAUUGGAUGUAACCAUGCAUAAGCACUGCACUGAAUGCACCAAGAGACCAUUAACUAUAGCUUAAGGAUGUUCAAAAUGUUUCAGUGCCAAUGGUGUGUUAAAGCACAAAAUGUCUAUACUAUAUGAUGUCAGUAUAAUGAAGGAGACAUUGAGGUUAAUGAAUUGAACAAUUUGAGGUUUAACAAUACAUUUUUGGAUAGUUUAGCACAAAAUCAGUUCCACAUUGAGUGGGGUAUCAGUUUUUUGGCUUAGAUAACUAGCUAAGAUGCUGUUUUAGAAUCCAGCCCUAAUUACACUGAGCAAAAUAUGAGGAAAAAUACCUUCUAGUGAAUAUAGUUCACAACAGUCAAUUUACCCAUAAAUUCCGAAGAUACUGGAUGGGAUAUGAUCUUUAACCCAUUAAGGCCAACAUUUUGUUGGAAAUUAAAUAGUUCCAUAUAAUUUGGAAAUUUAUGUACUGUGGUCUGUUGAUAACUACUAGAAAUCACUAUAUAAAAAUAUGUUGUGGGCUAUAUUUCACAGCACUAUCGAGUUCAGAGGCUGUAGCACAAUUCAAAAGUUUUCAUCAGUUCCUCUUUAGACUUUAUGUACUUUGAGCUCAAUACGUUGAUGUGGCCCUAAAUGAGCUUUAUUCUGAACCCUGUGAUGUGUGUCCAUACAGAAUUUGACAUCCCAACAAUGUGUGCUGAGAGCACCAAAUUAUAGUUCUGAUUAUGGCAUUAAACUCAAUCCAACAUGGUACACUUAACAUAACUGGACAUCAGAGAGGGUCUGCACAACCAGAUGGAGGCUUUAAGAGUGAUCCUUAAGCCAAGAGGAGAGAAGAACAGAGAUCUGUUAAGAUGUCCAAGACCAAAGACCCAAAGGGCUGAGCCCUUACAAGACUGAAAAUGUAAAACAGCAGGCAAAUGUCCAUAACACAAACUCAAAAAGGAUGAACCAGACAUUGGUAAGCCUGCUCACUGCUCAUUAAGAAAAAAAAGGAUGUAUCUGAAAACCAUAUGUUGGUCUGGUGACCUGCAUGAUCCAAUUUGCUUUGGCUUCAACAUGUAACAAAACCCAUAAUGAUUUUAGUUUUUUGCACACCUGUUGAAUAAAUGGUACUCUUUUUGUCUCAUAGUCAGUGUCUAAAAUGGGCCUGUAUUAGACACAUGUUUAAACCAAGGUAAUCCAAUCAUUGUGCUCACUGAAUUAAAACAGUGGUACAUUUUAAACUGUCGACAUUUCAAAGCAAACUACCAUGAAUGGUUACACUUUGAGAUAGGAGACCACACUGUACUUCCUGCAGUGUUCGGUAGCUUUCAGUACAUUUUCCCCCUUGUAGCAUGCGCAAUGAAAUCAAAUGAUAAUGAUGUCAGAGGGUCAUCAUAGAUCUAUGCAUCAUUAAUCAUGGCCCCUCUGACUCUAGCAAUGAGUUACUAAGAGCAUAAUCACAUUAUUCAGCUAUCAGGGAUAAAUACUGCAUUCAGGGUAACUAUAUUAUACAGAUUUAAAACCAAUAAAUACUUUUGAAAGUAACCUUUCAGUAUGGUUUGUUUAGUGAGCAAAUCCAAUGUUGCAUGAGUUUCCCCCACUGAUGGUCUUCCGUUCAACCCAAGGUUAUUAGGGUUGGUGUGUAGUUAAAGGAAAUGUAAUCCUAACAAAUAUAAAUGACAGAACCAAUGCUAGGGAUGAGACCAAUUUAUUCAAGCAGUUAUAGUGGAACCCCUGAGAAAUGUAACUUUAGUGAUGCACAUUGUUUUACAGGGUCUUUCUUCCAUAUGAAGCAGCUACUUGGAUAAUACAACAGCAACAAUGUGUCUAUAGACUUAAAUCUUCUCCAAAUGGAUAAGAGAAUAUUUUCUAGUGAAACUAUUUUAACAUUUGCAAUGCUUUGAACGCUGAUGUGAAUUGAGUUUUCAGUGAGAAAUGUAAGCCAACAUUCAAGACCAUAAAUCACAAGUAAGGUUUUAUACAAGCUUUUAUUGUGCAACAUCAACAAUAAUGAGUAA